AUGUGGUGGAUAGCGUGUCACCACACGUGGAGGGGCCAAUUUUUGGCGGAAUAUACCCCGCAAACCGCCAUACAGAGCGCUCCUGGGUUUAUAUAUAAAAGGGCCCCCCCGUGCUUUCGUUGGCAUAGGUUUCCUAGGCUUCUUUCUUGGUCGCUUCGCUUGCUCACUCGCAAAAGCUGCUAGAUCGAUCGCGAUGGCGCACAGAUUUGCCGAAGUGGUGGCGCUGAUCGUGGCCGCGGUGAUGGCGUCGGCGGUUUCUUGCGCCCAUGCCCAAGCCCUCAGCCCGGCUCCACCUCCAGAAGAGGGGGCAGGGUUUGCGCUCGCUCCAGCGGUGGCGGUGAUCGCAGGGAUGAGCGCCCUCUCCUUCUUGUUCGCGAGGAUGUGAAGAUCUUUCUAACGGCGGCUAUGGCGGUGGGACUUCUUCUUCUUGGAUUACGCUCUACAUUUUGGUGCCGCUGCCGCUGGCCGCAAGAUUGUGACGAUCGACUGAUCUAUGUAGCGAGGAAUUUUUUGGCUUGUUUUUCUGCUUGUAGUGUUGUGUGAUUUCUCCGAAGAGCUCCUCCCCUGUGACUGGAUUCUUUUUGGAAUAAAAUAUAUACCUUUCUCGGAUGUAAAGAGAAGGGUGUCUCUCUCUCUCUUUUUAGGGUUCUUCGUGGCUAUGGCGGACGAGAUGUUCCUGGCAAUGCCGCUCCAAUCGCUGGUUGGGGGGUCUAGCGCGCUGGAAAAUCUCUCGGGAGGGGGCAGGAAGGGCGGGAAGAAGGAUGAUCGCAUCCCGCAGUGGGGAUUCAACGAGACGAAGGAGCUAAUUGCGAUCCGCGCGGAGCUGGAGAAGGAUUUCACGCAGACGAAGCGCAACAAGACACUCUGGGAGCUCAUCGCGGGCAAGAUGAAGGAUAGGGGCUACCGGCGAAGUGCCGACCAGUGCAAGUGCAAGUGGAAGAAUCUCGUCAAUCGCUACAAGGGAAAGGAGCUCUCGGAUCCAGAGAAUGGCCGCCAGUGCCCAUUCUUCGACGAGCUAGACUCGAUCUUCAAGGCCCGGCUCAAGAACGCGGGCUCCAAGCUCUUGCUCGAGUCGGAUGGAUUGAUUCGGCCAAAGAAGCGGACCAAGCAGCAGCAGCAGCAGCAACCGCAUCUAUCCGACGAUCCCGACAACAGCGACGAGGAGGAGGAGCAGGAGGAGGAGGAUCCGAGCGGCGGAGAGGACGAUCGCGCCGUCCAGAAGAAGAAGAGGAAGGCGGACAAGGAGCGGCAGCGCGCGACGGCGGAGAAGUACCGCGCCAACAACAUGCAGGAGGUGCUGGAGGAGUUCUUCCAGCAGCAGCAGCGGAUGGAGGAGCAGUGGCGGGAGGUGUUCGAGCGGCGCGAUCGCGAGCGCCGGGAUCGCGAGGCGGAGUGGCGGCAGAGGAUGGAGCGGCUCGAGGCGGAGAGGAGGGCGCGCGAGCACGAGUGGUGGGAGCGCGAGGAGGUGAGGCGGGCGCAGGACGAGCUGAGGUCGCAGAAGAGGGAGGAGCUCCUCACGGCCCUCGUCAUGAGAGUUGCUCAAGAGCCCUAAUAUUCUUGGGAUAUUCUACGCACAGGAUAUUCACUUUUUUGAAUAUAGAUGCUUGUCGCU
Selaginella moellendorffii is the source of this 1612-nucleotide messenger RNA. Its product is annotated as trihelix transcription factor GT-3b. The record is from RefSeq and is a predicted model, not a curated record. Lineage: Eukaryota; Viridiplantae; Streptophyta; Lycopodiopsida; Selaginellales; Selaginellaceae. Bases 659 to 1552 code for a protein of 297 amino acids. The transcript is spliced from 2 exons.